AUGGACUACACUUACACUGAGAAACUAACCGUAGACUACACUUUCACUGAGAAACUAACCGUAGACUACACUUUCACUGAGAAAGGUUCAGCCAUGUUCAAACCUCUGAACACAACACAAAAGCAACCGGAUCUUGUAGUAGCAAUACUCACCAUGCCCAAACAAGUCACCAACAAGCAUAUAGGUGUACAACACACCAUCAAGCAUAUAGGUAUGCAACACACCAACAAGCAUAUAGGUAUACAACACACCAACAAGCAUAUAGGUAUACAACACACCAACAAGCAUAUAGGUAUGCAACACACCAACAAGCAUAUAGGUAUACAACACACCAACAAGCAUAUAGGUAUACAACGCACUCGACAGUGCAUGGACACACCCGCGUAG
This is a messenger RNA of Sphaeroforma arctica JP610, 387 nucleotides long. RefSeq lists its product as hypothetical. The transcript is spliced from 2 exons. The coding region runs from base 1 to 387 and encodes 128 amino acids. The record is from RefSeq and is a predicted model, not a curated record. NCBI's taxonomy places the organism in Eukaryota, Ichthyosporea, Ichthyophonida.